Messenger RNA from Phlebotomus argentipes, 5394 nucleotides. RefSeq lists its product as uncharacterized. The coding region runs from base 1 to 5394 and encodes 1797 amino acids. Gene Ontology annotation, biological process: DNA integration; proteolysis. Gene Ontology annotation, molecular function: aspartic-type endopeptidase activity; nucleic acid binding. Lineage: Eukaryota; Metazoa; Arthropoda; Insecta; Diptera; Psychodidae. The record is from RefSeq and is a predicted model, not a curated record. The transcript has 3 exons.
AUGACAGCUGCGCUCGCAGCGCCAAUAGGGAGUAGUGGAAAAAAAAGUGAAGGAGGAGAGCGUCGUGGCGCCCAAACGUGGGACAAAAUGGACAAUAAUACUGAGUUAACCGGGCGAGGAAAAGUGUUAAGUGCAGAGUUGUCUUCUACACUCGCUCAGAUGGCGGAACUCAACCGCAAAGCUGAGGAGCUCAAGAGGCAGCUAGCCAAGGAAUAUGAAGACGGGGAGUGCUCCACAGAUGAGGAGCCUGAUAUAGGAUCUAUUCCGACCCCUCGAGGGAAGGCGCAGAGUGACAGAGACUCAGAGUUCCGGGAGUUGAGUCUCACCAUGGCCCAGCAAAGCCAAAGCAUCGCAAAGUUAACUGCGCGUCAGUCUGGGCUGAAGGAAUUGCCACGGUUCUCGGGAGAAGUCGAGGAGUGGCCGAUAUUUCUCAGCCAAUAUGAGCAAUCCACGAAUUCCGGUGGCUAUUCGUCGGCAGAGAACGUCUCCCGCUUGGAGAAAUGCCUGUCAGGAGAGGCACGCAAUGCGGUUAAGACACUUCUAUCCAUCCCUACGAGUGCUGAGCUCAUCAUCAACACUCUACGCCAAAGGUAUGGCAAUCCACGCCAAAUGUUGCAGCGCCUAACUGCACAAGCAAUAGCCGCAGAGAAGCCGAAGGAUGACAAUCCGCACUCUAUCAUCAAUUUCGCGACGUUAACGCGAAACAUUACUUUUGCGCUCAAGAAUCUGGACGAGGGGAGGUUCCUUUUUGGCUCGACUAUCUUAGACGAACUGGAGAAAAAACUUUCGCCGCUGAUGAAGAUGAUGUGGGCGGAAGUUAUCCACGCGAAGCCAAACUAUACACUGGAAGACCUUGCGGACUGGCUGGGAAAACGUGCUGAGUUUGCAAUACAUAUUGCUCCAUACUGCGAGACUUCACAGCGUGUGGAGAAGAAGGAAGAGCGGCACAAGCGACCGAUGAAAUCGACAAAUACCAAGCCGGUAUUCUUGGCUGAUGGCAAAACAGUCCGAUGUCCUAACUGUGAAGGAGAGCAUUUCAUCCCCGCCUGUCCCGCCUUCCAAGAGAUGUCCCCGGAUGAACGCUUCGAUAAGAUAAAGGAGUUGGAACUCUGUAUAAGCUGCUUUCGACCAAAUCAUAGAGCGUUCAGAUGUUUCCGACGCCGCGAAUGUGGACGAGAUGGCUGCAAAGAUAUUCAUCAUCGCCUUCUACAUGGUCACAGCCGCCGCACCAAGAACACAGCCACAGCCAUGAAUUCCGUACCGCAAGAAGGUAAAGAGGAACCAAAGAGUGGAAAAAAGAUGAGGGAUGUGAUUUCUGCAUCGCUGAAAAGUUCCACAGCGAGCAUGGAAACAAAUGAAACGCUGAUGGAUCAAGCCGCGGUUGUAGAACGGGGCAAUCAGUAUCUCGAUCUCGAAAACACGACAUAUAUGCAUCGCGUCUACGCAGCCGCAAACAUCCAUAGAAAUGGAAUCGUCAUGUUACGUGUGGCACCGGUUACGUUAAGAAACCCGCGGACCGGAAACACACUGAGUACAUUUGCACUGUUAGAUUCGGGCGCUACAGUCACGCUGAUUGAUAAAGGUAUAGCGGAACACUUGACUUUGCGUGGAAAACCAACCUCCAUGCGGCUGCAGUGGUUAGAUGGCGUUGCGCGAAGCCAAGAUACGGUUACUUGCGUAAAUUUGCAAGUUAAGGGACAAUAUGAAAAAGCGAAGUGGUUUAACCUCGACCAUAGUUAUGUGAUCGAGAAUCUUAAGCUCCCAGAGACGAAUGUAGAUCGAGAAAAGCUAACACGGAAUUAUCCCUAUUUAAGCAACGUGAAGUUUGAAUCCAUAAGACACGAGAGGCCAACAAUAUUGAUCGGAGAGGACAAUGCUAAAUUAAUUGCCACUCAGCAAAUGGUACAUGAUGCUAAUUACAAACCGGUGGCGUCAUUAACAGCGUUGGGGUGGGUUAUAAGUGGAAUGAUCGAAAGCCGGCAAAGACAGAACGCGAGCAAACAGAUGGUAUGUCACGCAUCGGAUAAUGCAGAACUUAUUGAGCUACUGAAACAUAGUUUCAGCCUAGAGAGUGUGGGGAUAAGGCCUACAGCGGAACCUCGGUUGACCAAAGACGAACAGCUCGCAUAUGAAAUUCUCAAUAACACGACGAAACGCAUGGGAAAUAGAUUUGAGGCGGGACUUCUAUGGCGAGUACCUCGCACCUCAAUGCCUGCGUCAAGAGCAGCUGCCUGGCGACGGCUUCAACAGACUGAGGCAAAAAUGGAUAGGGACCCCGAGUUUGGACGACUAUAUGUAGAAAAAAUGCAACAUUACCUCAAUGAAGGCUACAUGAUACCUCUUGAGGAAAGUGACUCGGCAGUCCCGGCUGAAGAAACAUGGUAUCUACCACAUUUCGGAGUGAUGAAUCCCAACAAACCGGGGAAACUUAGAAUUGUUCUGGACGCAGCAGCUGAGGUUAACGGAGUGUCCCUAAAUAAGCGACUUGUCAGUGGACCAGACCUCACGACAUAUCUACCUAAGCUUCUGAUGCAAUUUCGUGUAGGUCUGCAUGGAUUUGUUGGCGACAUCAAGGAGAUGUUCCACCAAGUACGUAUUCGAGGGGAAGAUCAAAACUAUCAGAGAAUUCUUUGGCGAGCUAUGGAUCGAGACAGAAUACCACAGGAAUACAAGAUGACAGUGAUGAUAUUUGGAGCAACUUGCAGCCCGACAAUUGCGGCGUAUGUAAAAAAUAGAAACGCCACAGAUUACCGAGAUGAAUAUCCUGCAGCUGUUCAAGAAAUUGUUGAUAAACACUUCGUUGAUGAUUAUUUGGGCAGCAGCGACAGUGUGGAUGAAGCAGUGCAACUUAUCCAUGAGGUUGUGGAUAUACACAAAAAAGGAGGAUUCGAAAUAAGAAACUUCGUCAGUUCUUCUCAGGAGGUUCUAAAGAAAAUACCAUCAGAGAUCCGGUUGCAAAAAUCGAUGGUUGACCUCGACUUAGAACCUAAAUUUGAAAAGGUUCUUGGUGUAUGGUGGGAGCCAUUAACUGACGUCUUUUCCUUUAGAGGUCAAACGGACAUUCCUCUGGACACAACACCGACAAAACGUCAAGCACUGUGUACAUUAAUGAAAGUAUACGACCCAAUGGGAUUCGUGGCGCAAUUCAUUAUCAGGGGCAGAAUCAUUCUACAAAAAAUCUGGCGAACGGGGAUUGAAUGGGAUGAUCAGAUGCCUUUUGAGAUUUAUCAAACGUGGCGAGGAUGGGUGGAGCAGUUACAGUGCCUAGAAGAGGUGGAGAUUCCGCGCUGCUACGCACCAAUCCACAUGAAAAGGGGACGAGUUGAGUUACACACAUUCACUGAUGCCAGUGAGGAUGCGUACGCGACAGUGAUUUACCUUCGCUUCAUAGUCGACGAUCAGAUUCAUGUGUCACUGGUGAAAUCAAAGGCGAAAGUAUCUCCGCUAAAAGCGGUGUCGAUUCCCCGACUGGAACUGCAAGGAGCAGUUAUAGGUUCCAGAUUGGCCAGUUUUGUCGCAGCAAAUAUCGGGAUAGCAAUCCAUAGGAGAAUAUUCUGGACGGAUUCAACAGUGGCUCUUCACUGGAUCAAGUCAGACUCACGCAACUUCAAGCCCUUCGUCGCCAAUCGAGUGGGAGAAAUUCAAGAAGUGUCUGAUCCUGCUGAGUGGCGCUGGGUACCCACAGAUCUGAACGUUGCUGACUUAGCAACAAGAGACAAAGGAUCAACGGACUUCGCCCCGACAUCUGUGUGGUACCGUGGACCAGAGUUUCUCCAUCAAUCAGAGAACACGUGGCCAAAGCAGCGAGAGGAAGAAACGCCUUUAGUGGCGAUAGCGGAAAUAGCAGAAGAUACGCAAUUCAAAUCACCGAUGAACAGCAAGAAUUAUGUUAAAUGGCAUCACAUGCUCAAGGUCGCAGCAUUCGUCUUCCGUUUUCAACGGGCUUGCAAGGAACGUUGGAGAACGAAAUGUAACAAAGAGCACCGGAAGAUUGGAACUUUAGACGCAGCCGACUGGAAAGGAGGUGAAGAAUACCUGAUAAAAAUCGCUCAACGAGAAAGUUUCCAAAUCGGCGGGGUGAUGGAGGAAGCUACGGAUACGACAAAAUUACGUCCGUGUAUUGUUGACAAGAGCAGUGUAUUAUACAAAUUCAAUCCUGCAAUCGACCAGAAAGGAUUCAUCAGAGCGGAUGGACGACUACAAAGGAUGCCCCGUGUGUCACCAGAAUUCAGGAACCCCGUCAUCUUACACGCGGGCAAUCGCAUUGUACAGUUAAUGUUAAAUUCUUAUCACGAGCGCUUGGGCCACUGGGGGGCAGACCAUACCUUAGCUGAAUUAAGGACCAGAUUUGAGAUAAUCAAGGGAAGAGUCACCCUUAAAAAGCUGCAACGUGGAUGCAAAAUAUGUCAGAUUGCGAGGGCAAAACCAAGAAUCCCCAUUAUGGGACAAUUGCCACCAGAACGACUUGAAUCGCAUGUAAUCCCGUUCACCUACACGGGAUGCGAUAUGUUUGGACCGAUAAUGGCCAAGGCUGGAAGAAGUGAGGUAAAGCGCUAUGGGAUGAUAUUCACCUGCCUAGUCACUCGGGCAGUCCAUCUUGAGUUGUGUACUUCUAUGAGCACGGACUCUUUCCUAAUGGCGCUUCGAAGGUUCUUCGCACAUCAUACAGUACCCAAGAAGAUAAUGUCCGACUGCGGAACCAACUUCCGUGGAGCCAAGAAGGAGUUGGCGGAGGAGAGGUCAAAGCUUAAUUUUGAGGACGUCACCCAAAGAAUGGCUCAACUAAAUGUAGAGUGGGUUUUUAACCCACCAUACGCACCCCAUAUGGGUGGAUGUUGGGAAAGGCUAAUUGCAUCUGUGAAACACGCGCUGAAGAUGUCUACAGAGUUAUCAGCACACCCUCCGAGUGAUGAAGUACUUGCAACCUUACUCGCAGAAGCUGCUAAUAUGGUGAAUAGCAGACCUUUGUUGGAGUUAUCAGAUUCCGGAGAGUCUUUAACACCGAAUCAUUUCCUGCGUCACCAUAAGUCGUCUCUCACAUCCGGCGGAUCCUUCGACGACAAAGAUUUGGUGCUCCGCAAAGAGUGGCGGAAAUCCCAGAGACUCGCCGAUCAUUUCUGGCAGAUUUGGACAAAACAUUACGCGCCGACACUGUCAAACCGACCAAAAUGGAGAGAGUCUGAAGAAACAGUGAAAGUCAACGAUCGUGUCGUAGUUAUGGAUCCGAAUCGCCCCAGGAACUACUGGCCGACCGCAAGGGUGAUCAAGAUAAGGCCGGGCUACGACAAGAAGGUGCGUGUAGUGGUCAUAAGGAUGGAAGAGGAUCAGAAGGAGUAUACACGUCCGGUGACGAGAUUAGGAGUACUGCAACCGCCAAUGCUGACCCAAGAUUGA